Nematocida parisii ERTm1 is the source of this 855-nucleotide messenger RNA. RefSeq lists its product as uncharacterized. NCBI's taxonomy places the organism in Eukaryota, Fungi, Microsporidia. The transcript has a single exon. The record is from RefSeq and is a predicted model, not a curated record. The coding region runs from base 1 to 855 and encodes 284 amino acids.
AUGAUACAGAACUUUGCUUCGAAUCCAGAAAAAACCCCAGAUGCAUCGAAUGGCUCUGAUAGUGUGCGACCAGAAAAGCGCACAAGCGACUCUUUUAAAGUAGGGGAUGAGUCAAAGCCGUUCCAUAUGGCAGAAAAGUCAGACAAAGAGAAGUAUAUUCAGAUAAGCAAAGAGUUUGAGGGAAAGUCCGUGCUUGAAAAGCCAAUGGAGUACAUUAUGCGCCUUUUUGUAAGUAGAUGGUUUGAAAUACUAGUAGACAUUUCUAUUUUUUGUUUUGUUCUUAUACCAGAAAAUUAUGAAUUCUUUCACAUACUGUAUGAAAGGUAUUUAUAUAAUAAAGAAAGGGAAAAGGACUAUAAUGUCCACUCCUGGAAAGAGGUAUUUGAUUUACUCUGCCCAGUUAUUGAAGGAAUUGUCUGCUUCAUACAUACAGUUGUGUUUGUGUGCGAGGCAUUUAUAGGGAUGGAAAUUCCUCAUGGUCUAUUCAUUUCUAUAUGCUCAUCCCACAUAACAUGCAUUCUGAUACUAAUACACGUUGAGCUUAUAGACCGGCAUAAAACAGAAAGCAUCGACAUGAUCAUUACAUACAGCAUAGAGUGCUUGGUUGUUCUACUGUCAAUUGCCAUCAACAUUGCAUACUUACAAACCGGCGAGAAGUACCAGUCACUAAUUCUUAUGUCGAUUAUUUUGACGCAGUAUGUUUGCAGAACACUCACUAGGCUGGUCAUGGCCUCGCACAAUAAGUUUAGAAGAACAUUCAACCAUACUAAAACAAGAAUUUUGCUGUUCUUGGGAUUUUGCGUGCUGUGUAUUCUUUUUGGAUUAAGCCAUAUAUACAUUGCUGAAAUUUCUUAA